AUGACCUCUCUUACCGAGAGCCGAGCGGCCUUCGAGGAUCGUGCGGCCGAGGUCGGAUUGUCUGCCGACGACAUCGCGGCCCUCACUGGAUCCGGCAUCCACAGUCUAGCCCGUCUAGCUUUUGCGACAGUGCCGCCAGGGGCUACGCCUUCCAAUGAUCAGGUCCGCGAGCUUUUUGGUACUCGAGUAAUCAACGCUGGUGUCGUCGCUGCCACAAAGCGACUGAUCUUUGAGGCUCACACGAUGGUUGUUGCAGAUCUUAAGCAGAAAGUUGAAAAAGGGGAUGAUCCAACAUCCCAGCGACUGAAUCCUGCUGAGCGCGAAGCUCGCAUCACAAGGCAGCGGGCCCGGCUCACAGGGUUAACGCACCGUGGAGUGGAAGAGGUCGCAUUCGAGGCGUACAAUUUGGUGUACGGCAUGUUGCAACAAGACACGCUUGUGUACCAGCAUCCAAACAAAUUCACCACGCGUCAGCAUGAACUUCAGCUUAAGAAGGCGGUGAAGGAGGUUUCGUUGGAUGGGAGUGGCUCCUUGACAGUGCGAGACAAGCCGCAGCAGGCCACAUGUGAUACCCACGGAGAGCUGGAGCUGGUUCAAGCGCUCCGCCGAAGGGCGCUCGCAUUCGACCUCGUAGGCUGCUGCUCUUACGAUGCUAUGAACAUGUAUCAUAGCCUGCUCAUCCAGCGAGUCCAGGACGCGCCGCCGCCUAACUACGCAAAGGUUAGUGUGGUUCAGGCACUCCGCGCUGACAGAGCGGCUUUCACGAGGAUCGCUGAGAAGGUGCGUAGCCUGAAGACAGGCGCGGAUGGGGUCCGUCCAUUGGACCGUGCCUUCGAGAACAUUCUCGAUGACACACAUGUCAGCUUUCAUCUUCUGCCGCUUGCCAUUCCCGAAAAACCUAAGCACCCGCCGCCUCCGCUCAAAAGGAAGGUCGAGGAUCAGCAGGCCGAUGACAAAGGGAAUAAGCCAGGUAAGAAGGGCAAAGGCACAGGGAAAGGUAAGAAAGGUGGUGCUAGGCUGCGUGUGCCGAAGGAGUUGAUUGGAAAGUGGAGCCAGAACAAAGAUGGUGAACGCUUGUGCUGGGCAUUUAAUAUGCAGUGCGGCUGUGGAGACGCCGCCCCGGGGAGUGCAUGCUCGCGCGGGAGCAUCACAAGAAAAGCGGCGCUUGAGGGCCUGGGGCCCCUGAGCUUCGGACUGGGAAGGAGCGAGUGUCCUUCCUUGGUUUGCUCAGGGGCCGGGAGGUUCACUGCGGCUCUUCGUGCAUGUGGAAUGAAAGAUUCUUUUGCUGUGGAUGCGCGGGUCGAGGGAGCUGUGUGUCCUAUUGUAUCACUGGACCUUAGCACUGCUGAGGGCCAAAAACACUUCCUUUCGCUUCUUAAUGAGCCUAACCUGGUCUAUGUGCACAUGUCACCGCCGGCUGGUACUGCCACUCGCGGUGCCGGGCUUCGUGAUGACUUGCAUCCGCAUGGGCUUCCUUCCUUGAGAGGUGCAGACAAAGUUCGGGUCAACCAGGCCAACCGCUUGUUCGAAUUUUGUGCUCGUGCCUGCAAGAUAAUGUACAUGCGAGGGAUUUUAUUUUCAGUUGAAGGACCUCUUCAGUCAUUUUUGUGGGCCACCAAGUGGUGGCGAGAUUUCUUCACAGACGUACCAAUUUUCGCCACAACCUUGCACCAGUGCAUGUUUGGCCACUCCCGAAAGAAGGCGACCCUGUUGGUGCACACACUGCCUGCCUUCCUUUGCCUUCAACGCACUUGCGACGGCAAGCAUUCGCACGCUUCUUGGGAUUUCGCUAAGUCCUCUGCCGAGCUUAGUUAUCCUUGGGCUCUCGCACGAGAGAUGUCCACUUUGCUGCGAAAACAAUUGCUUGAUCUGGGUUGUGCCGACGCGCCGCAGUCCUUGCACGAGCUUGAUAACCUAGUGACCGGAGCCCGCGUGUAUUCCGGAGUUCAGGCCAGCAAACGCGUCUUGCCAUUGGUCUCAGAGUUCAAAAACCGGGUCAUGGUUUCAGGGUGUUGCGAUCCCGCUUGUGUCAGUGGCCUUGAGCGCCGGAAAGUCCUAACGGAGGAUUGGACUCCCCCUGCCGGGUCCACUCUGUCGGUGGACCUGCUCUCCAUUCCUGCUGGAAGCAAGGUCCUUAGCAUCUCCACACAAGGGGUGCAGCCAGAUGCCGAAGGGGUAGGUUUAGCGAGUUCGGGAGUGUUGGCGCAACCACCGCCUGCCGAUGCGCAGAAAUGUGAACAUCUAGCUUACGAAAUUAUGUCGCGCCGCCAGCCUGGUGAGCUCACGGCCGAUGACAUGUUCGAAGUCCUGUCACAGACACCCGAAGUCCUUCCAGCCAGGGCCCGAGGUAUCCAAACGGAGGACUCGCACCAGUGGUUCUCCGGAGGCUACAGCCAUGGUCCAAUGGUCGGUGUCCGAAACUCAACUCUGCGCUGCCCUUGGACCACCGCCUUGGCAUGCCGGUAUGUACGCGAGCAAGCUCCGUGGCACAGGUUUGGAGCGAUAGCAUUCACGGUGAACCUUUUGGCUGAGCCACAUGUGGAUGCUCAUAACGACCCUAGCUCUAACAACCUUGUGCUGCCUAUUACGUCGUUCAAACGAGGUGGCCUGUGGCUUGCUGACAAAGCAGGCAGCUCGCCGAGGACCAUAGACGGCACACGAGUGAUGGGCACGGUGCUUUCCUUUGACGGCGGGGGAAUUUGCUUCAACCCACGUGUGCCUCAUGCGACUGAGCGCUGGGAAGGAGAUCGUGCUGUACUAGUUGCAUUCCUCCCGGGAGGUUUGGACGAGCUCGAGCAAUGUGACCGGGCGAUCAUGGACGAGCUCGGCUUCGUCACAUCUGCUUGUGCCACUACCAAUGCAGCCUCACAGCCCGUGAAGUUUACAGCUGAGUUUGGUGUCAGGUGGUCGCCCGAGGAGUUCGUCGAGCAGGCGUGCAAUGUUGAACACCCCAGCAGCCUUUCGAACCUGCUCCCAGCAGACCUUGAAACCGCUGUUCGUAAAAACUUUGAGUUGGGCGAGCACGCAUUGGGGCAGCAUCGGACCGAGCUGAUCAGAAAGUGGAUUGCACGGGCGAACUCCCUCGUUGGUGAAGAGGAUGCGCUGCGAAAGGGAAUGUCCGAUAACCGGCGUCACAUCCUUGCACAAAAACGCCUGAUCCUGUUCAGGACCCUUCUUGAGGAUGCCGAGCACGCUGACCAAGGCCUCUUCAACGACUUAGUGCAAGGGUUCGACCUAGUUGGUAAGUUGCCUGAAAGUGGAUUCUUCAAGAAGAAAUUCAGACCAGCCAGCAUGCUCGAAGCAGACUUGCGACAAGGUGCUGAUCGUGCAAGGGAAGCCACUCUGGCGACUGUUGGGCCAGCGGAUGAUCCUGUCAUCGACGAAGGUGUGCUGCAAGCGACCCUUAAGGAAGUAGACGCCGGUGUAGUCGAGGGACCCAUAGACCCCAGCACGCUUCCUGAGGGAGCCACGCUUACCCGCCGUUUUGGUGUGGUUCAGGGAGAGGUUGAUGGCGCGCCCAAGGUGCGGCCAAUCGAUAAUUAUAGGGCCUCUAGAGUUAAUGCUGCCGUGACGCAAUCGGAGCAAGUCACGGUCCACACUCUUGACGUGGUGGCGGGCAUGAUUUCGUCUUGGCUAGCCCGCGCCAAGGCCCAUCGUGUCCGGUCUGCGAUGAAUGCCAAAACGUGGGACCUUAAGGCUGCGUAUAAACAACUGCCUCUCAGUGACACCGCAUUUGCUCGAGAUGCCUACUUCGUGAUCUACGACCCAAGGAGCCAGAAGCCCGCUGUGUUCAAGCAGCGGGCUCUCCCUUUCGGAUCGCGAGCUUCAGUUACGGCGUUCAUCAGAUGCGCAGUGGCCGUCUGGACGGUAGCAGUCAAGUUGCUGUUCCUAGUUUGGUCCGUCUAUUUCGACGACUACCUUAGCAUCGCCCGCAGCAGCGAAGCAAAGCACGUCGAGCUGGUAAUCAGUGUGUAUUUUAGGCUCCUUGGGUGGAAGGUUUCCACCGAUAAGCUUCUCCCCUAUUCCACUUGCUGUAAGGUGUUAGGGAUUGAGCUUGAUGUGGGAAACGCCAUUCGGGGUUACGCCUUGUUGAAGAAUACCCUGAAACGCCGAAACGAAAUCAUUGCUUCUCUUGAAGAGGUGCUCGCUCGGGGCAGCAUUGACGCGACGACGCUUGAAAAGAUUCGAGGGCGAGCCCAGUUCGCAAGUGGCCAGUUGUUCGGCAGACUGGCGCGGCAGGCGCUUCACUGUUUGUCGGACAAGCCUUCGAAGAGCUUCUGUGUGUCCGAGCGCUUCAGGUGGGGUGCCACUCACCUUGUAGAGCUUUUGCAGAGUGGUUGCUCCAGAGUCGUUUCUAGGGACUUAGGUGAUAACCGCCUUGUUUUUGUAGACGCUUCCUUCGAGCCGUCCGGGCACAGUGGGCUUGGAGGCGUCUGCUACGAUGCCGACGGGAGAAUCUUAAGUUGGUUUGGGGCGACCGUCCCUAGUGACUUGAUUAAGGUUCUGCUGAGUUGCUUCGGGCGCGACAGAGAGACAGUGAUCUUUGAGCUAGAAGCUCUUGCAGUGGUAGUGGCUCUUGAGCUUUUUAAAUGUCAUCUGUCUCAGAGGAACGUUGUAGUGUACACGGACAACUCAGGUGUGCACGGCGCGUUCGUGAAGUGCUGGUCAGAAAACCCAGUAGGCAGUGCGAUGGCUUUCCUGGCAGCCAAGCGUGAGUUUGACUUACAGGCCUUCUUUUACUACGACCGUGUGCCGUCGCACAGCAACCCAGCUGAUGCGCCUUCUCGAGGUGUGUACUCAAUGGGCCAGGAUCUCCGUGCCGAAUGUUCGGCAGACGUUCUGACGGAGACCCUUAAGUGCGCCCUCAGUACAUAG
Messenger RNA from Symbiodinium sp. CCMP2592, 4875 nucleotides. NCBI's taxonomy places the organism in Eukaryota, Dinophyceae, Suessiales, Symbiodiniaceae. The record is from the annotation of a GenBank genome assembly.